Messenger RNA from Aspergillus oryzae RIB40, 534 nucleotides. RefSeq names its product translation initiation/elongation factor MRX8. The record is from RefSeq and is a predicted model, not a curated record. The transcript has a single exon. Lineage: Eukaryota; Fungi; Ascomycota; Eurotiomycetes; Eurotiales; Aspergillaceae. Gene Ontology annotation, cellular component: mitochondrion. The coding region runs from base 1 to 534 and encodes 177 amino acids. Gene Ontology annotation, molecular function: GTP binding.
AUGAAGCACACAAUAUACAGAUGUACAGCUUGUUCGCGUCAACGACUACCCUUCCCUCUCCGACGAGCACUCUCAACCGCCAUCACUCCGAAUACUCCCUCGAACCCGAACAAAGUUCCCCUCCACGACUUGACUCCUGCAGAUAUCUCCUACUACUGGGAUACUCAAGUACCAAAUGAAACUGAUUUGACCUACGCCGACAAAUUCUUCGCACCCUCUCGCCACUCCCCGAUCAAAAUAUGGUCCGCUAGCAAAUUCCGCACCACUCCUAUGUCAUCAGUAGAGCCUGAAGUUGCCUUCCUUGGUCGCUCGAAUGUCGGAAAGAGCUCUUUGUUGAACGCAAUCAUGGGCAAGGAGAUAUGCUGGACUUCUUCAAAACCGGGAAGAACAAGAGAGAUGAAUGCGUUCGGAAUUGGAGGUACGAAAGGCGGCGAGUCGAAGAUUGUUCUGCUUGAUAUGCCGGGGUAUGGAAAGGCGAGUAGGACGGAAUGGGGUAUUGAGAUUAUGAAGUAUCUUCAGGGAAGGAAACAGUGA